UACGGCGCAUUCGCCGGGAGCGUGGGGCGGCUUAUAUUACUGAUUUUUGCCCUUCAAAUGACACUGCUUCUGUGGUAAUCGUAGUGCACGGAUCUUGUUUUUCGAAGUAUUUGCAAAGAAGACAAUAUGAGCAAAAUUGGUAUCAACGGAUUUGGUCGUAUUGGCCGUCUAGUUCUCAGGGCCUCCCUUGAACGCGGUGGUCAAGUUGUCGCCAUCAAUGACCCCUUCAUUGGUCUGGAUUACAUGGUAUACAUGUUCAAGUAUGACUCCACUCACGGAAAAUUCAAAGGCGAAGUCAAAAUGGAAGAUGGUUGCCUCGUUGUCAACGGCAACAAGAUCGCUGUUUUCAGCGAACGCGAUCCGAAAGCUAUCCCAUGGGCCAAGGCUGGUGCCGAAUACGUAGUUGAGUCGACUGGUGUAUUCACUACCAUCGAAAAGGCCUCUGCUCACUUGGAGGGUGGUGCCAAAAAAGUCGUAAUCUCCGCACCCUCUGCCGAUGCACCAAUGUUUGUCGUUGGCGUUAAUCACGAAUCUUACGAUCCAAGCAACAAAGUCGUCUCCAAUGCUUCUUGCACGACCAAUUGCUUGGCUCCUCUCGCCAAAGUUAUUCAUGAUAACUUUGAAAUUGUAGAAGGUCUUAUGACCACCGUCCACGCCAUUACGGCAACCCAAAAAACGGUUGAUGGACCUUCCGGAAAAUUGUGGCGUGACGGACGUGGCGCUGCCCAAAACAUCAUCCCUGCAGCAACAGGUGCUGCCAAAGCUGUUGGUAAAGUAAUUCCAGCCUUGAACGGAAAACUCACUGGUAUGGCAUUCCGUGUACCGGUACAUAACGUCUCCGUGGUUGACUUGACCGUUCGCCUUGGCAAACCAGCCAGCUACGACGACAUCAAGGCUAAAGUUAAGGAGGCCGCAGAAGGUCCUCUUAAGGGUAUUCUUGGUUAUACGGAGGACGACGUAGUCUCCACCGAUUUUAUUGGUGACACCCAUUCGAGCAUCUUCGAUUCUAAAGCCGGAAUUCCAUUGAACAAUAAUUUCGUUAAACUGAUCUCGUGGUACGACAACGAGUUUGGUUAUUCCAGCCGCGUGAUUGAUCUCAUCAAGUACAUGCAGUCGAAAGACAACUAAACUCUUUUAGAGUUUUCAUUGUCGUUUAAAACGUUCAAUACUGAUGUCGUUUCUCUCGUACGAUCGCUUCUCUGCUGUUAAUGAAAAACUCAUACGGUAAUUGUUAUUAACGAUCACAGUAGUUCUUCAGAGAGAAGUUUCAGAAACAACAGAAGUUAUUUCGUCGAUUUAUGUAAGAUGCUUCGUCUCGUCGCCCAGGCACAGUAGAACGAUGAGAUGAUAUUUAGGUGGUCAUCAUUUGUCGCGAAUACAAGGUACAAAUUAAAAAUUGUAAUAGAGCAGGCUCUAAAUUUUAUCUUAUUGUUAUUUAGAAAUUAAAGGAGCCACCUUUCGAUCGGGUUAACAGUUAGCAAAUGACGUUAUAAGAUGACCAUUAACUUACAAUUAGAAUUGUAUCGCAUUGGUAUGAUAAAAGCGCACGUAACAUAUCGUUCUUCAAAUCCUCCUCCUUCCCCACCCCUUUUUCUCUCCAUUUUACUGUGCAUCCACGGGUAUCACAUGAUUUGUGAUUUUCUCCCUAUAUGUCAUUAAUAAUUAUUUUUCAUUCUCGCAUUGAAACGAAUAAAAGAUUGUUACGAAAGUGAAAUAUA
This is a messenger RNA of Polistes canadensis, 1718 nucleotides long. RefSeq names its product glyceraldehyde-3-phosphate dehydrogenase 2-like. The record is from RefSeq and is a predicted model, not a curated record. Lineage: Eukaryota; Metazoa; Arthropoda; Insecta; Hymenoptera; Vespidae. Gene Ontology annotation, molecular function: NAD binding; NADP binding; oxidoreductase activity, acting on the aldehyde or oxo group of donors, NAD or NADP as acceptor. Gene Ontology annotation, biological process: glucose metabolic process. The transcript is spliced from 5 exons. Bases 127 to 1128 code for a protein of 333 amino acids.